Passer montanus (Eurasian tree sparrow) is the source of this 673-nucleotide messenger RNA. It is a transcript of the gene OTOS, whose product is annotated as otospiralin. Bases 150 to 413 code for a protein of 87 amino acids. Lineage: Eukaryota; Metazoa; Chordata; Aves; Passeriformes; Passeridae. Gene Ontology annotation, biological process: sensory perception of sound. The record is from RefSeq and is a predicted model, not a curated record. The transcript has 4 exons.
GUGACGUUUCCCCCCCACCCUACGUUACAAAGCACUGCUAUUUUACAGCAACAGAAAUCCUUUUGGAGUUUUGUAGCUGACUCAGAGCUGCAAGAAGAAGAGAAAAGAAGAGAAACAGAGAGAAACACGAGCAGUUUCUUGCAGACAAGAUGACAUUUACUGGCUUCUUUUUCUUCUGUAUGCUGCUGAACAUGCUAACAGAUGCCCGAUCCAUCCAGGAUGGAGAUGAUCUCUACCAGGAUGCUGCAGCCUUGCCCUACUGGCCCUUCUCAUCCAAUGAUUUCUGGUCCUAUGUGGAAUAUUUCCGGACCUUGGGAGCCUACAGCAGGAUCAAUGACAUGGCCAGAGCCUUCUUUGCCCAGUUCCCUUUUGGGAGCCACCUUGGCUACCACGUGCGUGACCACGAGCACUGAGAGCCUUGCUCAGCUGUGCCAGAGCUGCUGCCCAGGUGUUUGGGGGAGCACCUGCCUGCCACUGAACACACCUGGGCCCUCACCUGCUCUGUGACACCACGGUCAUGUGCAGCGUUUUAUGGCUUCAGUGAGUCUCUUUUUUAGCAUUUCUUGUAAAGGUUUUUGAGUGACCUGACUGCCAGCAAACCCACCUGCACUGUGCCUCAGCCACUAAGUGACACUGCAGCCACAUGCAGCAUUUCAGGCUUUAAAUUAAUCCC